Messenger RNA from Choloepus didactylus (southern two-toed sloth), 2491 nucleotides. RefSeq names its product mitochondrial ribosomal protein L30 (gene MRPL30). Gene Ontology annotation, biological process: translation. The record is from RefSeq and is a predicted model, not a curated record. The transcript has 6 exons. The coding region runs from base 184 to 669 and encodes 161 amino acids. Gene Ontology annotation, molecular function: structural constituent of ribosome. Gene Ontology annotation, cellular component: large ribosomal subunit; mitochondrion. NCBI's taxonomy places the organism in Eukaryota, Metazoa, Chordata, Mammalia, Pilosa, Megalonychidae.
AACUGAAGGGCCCGGGUCCACCCGUCGCGCGCGUUGCGGCGGCGGGGUUAGAGUGACGCGCCCGGGUGUCCUGCUCAGCUUCCGCUCUGUGGGGAGGCUGAGGAGGGUCGGCUGACCAGCCUUUACCUUCCCGGCGCCUUCAGCCGCAAACGCUGCCUCUAAAGAAGAGAAUCACCAAACUGAAUGGCAGGGAUUUUGCACUUGGUGGUUCAGAGGCCGCCAGGCAAUCUCCAGACUGUGACAAAAGGGGUGGAGUCUCUCAUUUGUACAGAGUGGAUUCGUCACAAAUUUACCAGGUCAAGAAUUCCGGAUAAAGUGUUUCAACCUUCACCUGCAGAUCAUGAAAAAUAUGGUGGGGAUCCCCAAAACCCCCAUAAACUGCAUAUUGUUACCAGAAUAAAAAGUACAAUAGGACGUCCAUACUGGGAAAAAGAUAUAAUAAAGGUGCUUGGAUUAGAAAAGGCACAUACCCCUCAAAUUCACAAGAAUAUCCCCUCGGUGAAUGCAAGAUUGAAAGUGGUUAAACAUUUGAUUAGAAUCCAGCCACUGAAACUGCCACAAGGCCUUCCAACAGAGGAGGACAUGUCUGACACGUGCCUCAAGAGCACUGGGGAGCUGGUAGUGCGGUGGCGCCUAAAGCCUGUGGGGCAGGAAGGAAUUGAGUCCUAAUGCCAGAGGGGUUUCAGAUUUUUAAAAACGCAAUUGUUUUUAUUUAAAGAUGGUGAGAACGUAUUUUCAUUAAAAUGUAUUUUAAAUAUCAGUCAUUUUCACUCACUAAAAAUGGCAUCAUUCUUCCUUACUUACAGACUUGGAGGUUUUUGUGCUAUUAUUUGGUUUAAUUUUCUCCCCUUUUCCCCUAGUAGUUUCACUCCACUAUGGGUAAGAAGGGCAAUUUUUUUAACAUCUAGGUUCAGAUGCAUUGUCACCGUAGGGAAUCAUUAUUAACUUUAAAAAUUUUUUUUUUGUUUUCUAAUUUAACUGAAUUCAACAAAUUCUUUGAGUGAUUCUUUGCAUAGGCACCAUGCUAUGUGUUGGAGAAAUCCAAAGCUGACUAAAAUAUGUCUUGUUCUCCUCAAAAACUUACAUUCUGUUGUGAUAGAUGAUAGAGGUUCAGCCAAAGUCAUAAAACAUUGAGUCCAACCAGACCAGCUUCUUUGUACUUAGUGUGUUUAAAUAUAUGUGGACAUGGCUUUGUGUUUUCAUUAAAGGAGAUGCCAAAAAAGUAGCAGUUUUCUCCUAAUUAUAAAUCUAAUCUUGCCUAAACUUUAUUACUACACUCUGCCUGGACAAAAUGUGUUCUGCUCUUUGUAAAUUUCUCCCUCAUAGAACCAAAGUGUGAAAUGAAAGCAUUUAAUCAAAUUUUUUUAUUCAAAAAACACACUGUCAUUCUGUUUCUAGCUCCAAAAUUGAAAUCUUUUGAGUUCCUAAGGGACCUCUUUGGUUGCUGUUUAAAAAGAACAAAAAAGGAGGGAGAAACCUUUUAGGGAGAAUUAUUUAUUUCUUUUUUUCUACCUCAGAGCUAAAGGAUGGGGAGGAGGAAAUAUUUUAGAGAGAGAGGUUCAAUACUGAGACAUCCUCAUGGCAGCUAAUUGAAAAUGGUGAUGAUGAAGACCUCCAAAUCCUGCGUUUUCCUGAAGUCUGAAUACUUUGUCUCUUGUUGCUUGGGCAACAUCACUGGCAUCGUUGUUGUGCCAUUAUCCAUCCUAUCGAAGGUCUUGAUGUUUUGGGACACUGCAUUAGCAGAAAUGCUACCAGAAAUGAAACCAAGUAACAUUUAUUAAAAAGCUUAAAGCAAUUACAAUUUUAAUUCACCAAAUACUGAAUAUCUCUUAUGUGUAAGGCCUGGAGAGGACUUAAAGCAGAGGGAUACCUUCAAAGAGAUCAGUCUAGCCAGAGAGAGACUAGAAUAUCAGAAUAUAAGGUGGUCAUGUUUGCAGCUGGUUUGAAGAUGUCUGUGUAAAUAAAAGCCAACCCUGCUAAUUUAGUGCCACCUGUUUUACCGUGCUAAUGCUAUUGUUGUGCUGUGUAAAAAGGGAGAAAGUACCUUGGUUAAUUUUUACUCGAAGAGUCUAAUAAAGUAUGAGUAAGAAAUUUUAACUUUGACAGCCCACAGCUUGAAAAAAAAGAAUCUAAAUGUUAAGUUCAGUAUUUAGAAAUGAUCAAUGGCAUACAUUUCCUCUAAUGAACACAUUUUCAAAUCAUACAGUAGUUAAUUUUAUUCUUGAAUAUAUUACUGAAAGUAUUAUUUCUUUUCUCUUAUAAUUAUUUCAAACUUCAUUACUUUCAUACUCACUUUCACAGACUAGGAGUCCUUUUCUUAGCUUUAAAAAAAGAAAGAAAAGAAAAGGCUUGUCAAAUUCCCUUUCAACUGUUUGUUCAUUCAUUUAUUUACUAACCCAGCAAACUUUUUUCAAAGAAAUUCUCCUUUCUCUGAAGUUGGAAAGAUAAACCUACAAAUGUGUGAGAUGUGAUUGUCUGAUUUUGUUCUUGA